Vitis riparia (riverbank grape) is the source of this 923-nucleotide messenger RNA. RefSeq lists its product as uncharacterized. Bases 115 to 528 code for a protein of 137 amino acids. The transcript is spliced from 3 exons. The record is from RefSeq and is a predicted model, not a curated record. Lineage: Eukaryota; Viridiplantae; Streptophyta; Magnoliopsida; Vitales; Vitaceae.
CUAUUCAUACAAACCCCUCCCUAGUAGACUCGAUUGUGACGGCCGCGAAUCAGAGAUAACACAUUCAUCCGAUCUGCUUUGGUCCUUGCCUCUGCAACUCUGGUGUGUUGGAAAAUGGCUGAAUCAAAAUCUGGAUUGAGGAAACCUGUGUUCACCAAGAUUGAACAGCUUCGCCCGGGUACUGGUGGGCAUACUCUCACGGUAAAAGUUGUUAGUUCUAAGAUGGUACUGCAAAAGGGUCGUCCAGAUGGUCCUCAGGUGCGUCAAAUGCGGAUUGCAGAAUGCUUGGUAGGAGAUGAGACCGGAAUGAUUAUUUUUACAGCGAGGAAUGAUCAAGUGGACUUGAUGAAAGAGGGUAGCACUGUGGUCCUCCGCAAUGCAAAAAUCGACAUGUUCAAGGGCUCAAUGAGGCUUGCUGUGGACAAGUGGGGUCGUGUGGAAGUCACUGAACCUGCCAGUUUCUCUGUGAAGGAAGAUAACAAUCUUUCCCUAGUUGAAUAUGAACUUGUGAAUGUUGUUGAGGAGUGACUGUUCUCGACAGUGGUUGUUUGCUUCUUUGCCCCCCCUCCUACCCAAAAAACAAAAACAAAUCUGACAAAUGCAAUUAUGUACUGGGAAUCUUAUCUCCAAAAAAUCUCAUGAAAGUUCACUUUUAGGAAGAAGAGAUAUGGCUACAGUAACAAUCUUCCUUUCUACGUAUCAGGCAGUUGGUGGACCAUUUUGGUUGUACGUCAACACAUGGUGAUUGCCGUAGAGAUAGAGCAGCCAGGUGUCGAGACUCGCUUUGGUUCAUUUACUUUUCUAUUUAUUUCUGGAUGCUUAUGACUGUUCUUUGGCUAUCAGAUCACACAUGUAAGAUCGAUAUUAUGAAAUGCAUUUCAAUCAUACUGCAUAUUUGUAUUUGAUGGUUUUUCCAUGUUUAA